Molecule: messenger RNA, 6546 nt
Organism: Trypanosoma grayi
Lineage: Eukaryota; Euglenozoa; Kinetoplastea; Trypanosomatida; Trypanosomatidae
Exons: 1
Coding region: 1-6546 (2181 amino acids)
Source: RefSeq, a predicted model, not a curated record
AUGGUGUUGUUGUACCAUCGGUGGUAUGAGACGGACCUGACUGCUGUUGCCGCGACGGGCAGUGGGUGUCGUGACGUUCAAAUGUCGUGGUGCUACGCAGAUCCGCGGCGGGGUGAGACGACUGUUGUGGUUCUCGUCGCCGCUCCUGUGGCACGUGCUGACACGGCAAACGACGAGUCGCCACGCCAUGCACUCAAGAUUACCCUCUUUACAGCAGCAGCAGCAGCAGCGGCAACCGAACCGGCAGUUGAUGGCAUAGUUCAUGACAAUAGGGUACUUUCACCACAGGAGGAAGUUCGAAGUGCGCUCUUUGAGCUUCAUGGACCACUGGAGGCUUCUGUUGUGAAGGGAGUGAGCGGUGUCGUUUUUGUGUCAACACGGCAGUUCUUCUUUCACGCUGCUGCAGGUGGCACGGCGCUAGACUGCUUCACCUUCACAGGGGAGGGUGGGUGGGAGCGGCAGCGCGAUGCAGUGCACCCGCUCGACGUCGCGGAGCCGCUCCGCCGCGUACUCUCUGAAGCCGGCGGUGACACCCGGCCGAAGCUCCAUCUUGUCACUCGCCUGGGAACGUCCUUGCAAGACACAGCGCGUGACGUGGUGGAUGUGCUGGUAGUUGCAUCAAAGGAGGACGGGUCUCCUGCAAGCCCACAUGCAAAGUCGCAAGGUGGUAGGCGCGUGCCACCCUCGUUAGCAGCACCGCCAUCGAACGAGGUACCGUUGACGUCCUCGCAUACCUUUGUUAUGGCGCUGCUGCGGUUUACUACGCGUGCACCAUAUAUUGGUAUGACCACUACUACGAAAACUAAUACUACUGCUGCUGCUGCUGGGGCGUGGGAUCUGCUGCACCUCUUCGUAGAACGUGCAGUCCCGUUCCGGCAGUACGUUGACAAUGUGAACUCGCGGAAUGCCGCGCUGGGCGCCGGCGGCACAGAAGCCGCCGUCACAGACCCGAGCCACUGCACGUGGUGCUAUUUGCCGCACUCAGACCUGACGGGUGGCGACUGUGCGGAGCUGAGGCGUGGCAUGGUCGUCGCCAUUGUACCACGGCCUUCUAGUGCCCUCGCGGUGGUGUGUGGGGGUUUCGAUGCGGAGAGCAACUCGUACCGCGUCGGGAUCGUCGCCAAUCAAGCAACCGGUCGCAGUGGUGCCGUGCAGGAGACGACUGCUGCGGUUGUUGGCGACGACAUCGACGACGUUAACCCCGAAGAGACGCUGUGGAGCCUCACAGAGGACACACACACGGUUCAGAUGAUGUUAUUGGGCGCGCCGUUAGAGUCGCUGCGUGGCUCGGAGGAAGCAGCGGCGCCCGGUACCACGCAGCGCCGUCAGUUGCACCGCACCAUCGGUGGUGGUGGUGGUGGCGGCGGCGGCGGCGGCAACUGCAGCAGCACUUGGAUGCGCCAAGCUGGACUAACGAUGGUACUUCGCUUUGUUGUAGACUUCCUUGACGAUGGCAUGGGCAGUAUAUCUAGAAAUAACAAGGAUGUUAUUCUUGAUUGCGAUGACUCCACGCGGCGACAACAGGGACUUUACGCUGCAGUCAGCGCACCGUGGGAGAGGAGCCGGCACGCACGCUUCCCGCUACCACGCGCCGUCUGUUGGCUUGGCGCGGUGCCCCUGCCUAUUGGCGCAGCUGUUACUUCCACAAUGUUAUUUCCGGAUGACAACGACGGGAGCAACAAUGACCACAUCGAUAAGGGAAACAGUAUGGGUGCUGCGAGAGUGGGCAUGGACGAUGAGGACGCUACCUCGUGGUAUCACGCGCUCCCAACAUCCCUCGCGUCGUCGUCCCCUCUGUGUGUUGGGAAUAGUGCGCUGCGCUGUUUUGUCAGCAUCAAUGCGUUGCUGAAGAAGACACGUCUGACCUACGUGCUAGAGAUGCGGCCACAGGUUGGUGGGUCUGGUGCGAGGCAUGUGAAGGCUUCCGAGCUGAUGUACAUAAGGCCAACGUGUUGUGAGCACGUCGACAGUGACAAUGAUGAUGAUGAUGAUACAUACUACGAGGCGGUGGCCGUGUGCCUCGCUCGUGCAGCUGCCGGUGCUCUAGCGAUGCGUGACCGCGGCGUGGUGAAGGCGGAUACGUCAGCAGCAGCAGCAGCAACGGAAGUGACUCUACACAACGGCCUGCUCGACUGGGUGUCGCCUGAGGCGAUCAUGUACGAGGCGUGGCGGAAGGUGGCAAAGGGCGCGCACGCACCGACUGCCAUGGUGGUGCUCGACGCCGUGACGCAGUCCGUGGAGGUGGCGGACACCCCGGAGGUGCGCGCGUUGGCGAAUACCCUCCGCCGCUUCCUCCUCGCUUUUCUACAGGAGCUCGAUUGGACAACGUACGGUGGCAAUGACCUUCUUCGCGGUGUGGUGCUGUUGAUGCUCGGCGCAGUAGACGUGCAAAAUGCAUCGUCGCAUUAUCGUGAGGCGUCGAUACGCGACGGCGGUUUAAUUGCCCCCCAUCUCUCACCGAGCGGGCUGCGCAGCAUGCAACUGCUCCUGAAGCGCACCGCGUUGUGGCACCCAUUGGCGGCGACCUUGUUUGCGUGGGUGAAUUGCAAGACAUUCGACAAGGGCGGGGAGGACGAAGAGGGGAAGAAUGAGAGGGAAUUUCUUCUUGAGGAUGUUCUUCAGGUGUGGGAGGCAAUGGCUGUGGGUGACGGCAGGACCGAGAGCAACAACAACAACAACAACAACAACAAGAAAGAAGGCAGUAUCGCUUUCAAUGACAUUUUGCGGCGCUUGCGUGGAUCGCAAGAGACUUCCAAGUACCAAAGCGCGGUGGCGGCGCUUGCCCGCGGUAACCUCACCACACGCGAGGUGGCCGCGCUGGCGUGGUGGAAGGACACGCAGGUUGGCGACCCUGUCAUUCUUCUGCUGCAGCUGCUGCUGCAGGUGUCUCUGGCGUGCGAUGAUAACGGCACCGCCGGGUCCUCUGCUUCGGCGGCGGGGGUGUAUCGACUCGCUGUGUCCGUCGUGGAGGAGCGAUUCCCACACGGUGAGCUUCCGCAUGCGUUGGUGCCCCUGCUGCUGGGCUUGAACUUCAGUAUACUGGAGGACCUGCCGCUCACCGCAAUGUGUGGAGGACUACCUGUGGUGUUUCUCCUCCACCAUCUCACCACUCUCUGCGGUGACGGCGAGGUGGAGAGAGAGUCGCAGGACGUCAUUGAAAGUGGAGUUCAGCUGCUGCGUUGGUUGUGUGGCGACCGGGCGGAACGGGCAGAGGAGGUUCUGAGCGUGUUGCGAGCUGCGAGAGUGCCGCUUGUGGAACUCUGCCUCGGGAGGCGCCAAGUUUACCACGCUGCGGCAUGCACAUCGAUCGUGUCGAGCGGCAGUUGCUGCUCCAGUAGGGCGCUGCAUCACCUCGUGGCGUCCCCCACGGUGUCUCUAUUGACGGAGGCGCUGACGGCGGAUGAGAGCAACAACAUCCCGGUGGGGGACGUCGCAAGUGGCAAAUUUGCCCUUAUCUUGUGGACACUCGUGCUGGAAAACGAUGAGGCCGCUGCAUUCAAUCCAAACCUCCUGCGACAGCUUUAUGCGUCUCUUCACCCCCGCAGUGACGCAACGCCGCGAGCCGACUCUCGUGUUGCCCUCCUGCUGGACUUUCUUCGUCCCGUCUUUCUCACGACUAUCCCACGUAUUCUCGCGGCUUUGGGGAAUAAGCACGAGACUGUUGGGGGCGCACUCUCUAUGAGUACUCCAGCAGCGGCUCUACCGGGCGCUCUUGCGCUGGGCCCUCCUCUUGAUGAGAGCGAAGGCGUCGACUCCGUAUUACGCACCACUCUGCUGGAGGUGAGGCAGCUGCUGCUGUUACACGCCGGUGACAGUCUUGAAGUGCAGUGUCUUUUGCUGCUCUUCAACGUCUUCCGGGCAUCCUGCACCGCGGCGCUAGAGCGGCCCAGCGGAAGCCGCAGUAGUAACGGUGGUGGUGAUGGUGCUGAUCGCGCCGAUGAAGGGCAGGUAAUCUUUGCCUUCUCUCCAGCGGAAAUGUACUUUGUGGCGCUACAGAUAUUGUCCAACGAGCCGGCACGAUUUUUGGUUGCUGCUGAAAUAAUCCGGCGGGGCAUUCGGUCGUAUCUCGUUCAUCAGCUAAAUAUUGUCUUACCAGAAAGAGGCUUGGCAUCUGUCGGCGCAGCGGACCAACAUGACGAAGCAAGCAAGAAGUGGCGGGGCAGUAAGGCGUUUUUGAAUGAUACAGUAGAGAAUCUUGGGCCGGUCAUCUCCGCCUUUGAGAAAACGGCACCGCUUUAUGCCCACACGCUGCUGCUGCUCUUCCUGGACGAGUCCGCCGCCCUGGCGGGUACUGUGGGCGCAAGAACAACGACAACAACAACAGCAGCAGCAGCAGGAGUAAUCAGGGAGGAUCAGUCCCAUUUGUCGGAGGUGCACAGCGGUAUCCUUCAAUGUGCUCAGCAGGCGGCGCACGCCCAGUGGACAAGGUUGCAUCAGAAGGAGAAAAAACUCCUUUCUCGUGUGUUGUCGGACCGCCUCGCGCUUCCCAUUCACAAUGCGGCGACGGAUGAAACAUAUGUCGAGAGUGAUGUGCACCACGAGGCCGUCCGAGUCGCCGCACGUCUGCAGCAGAGCCUGCAGCAACGGCUCAUCGAUGCGACCCUAUUGAACGCGGUGAGAGACUCGUACUUUCCCGGUUCAAGCGCAGCGGCAGCAGGGAUCCCGUGUGGAGAGGGUGUCGCCGCCGCAGGUAGAAUGUCCGCCGUGCCGUCGACAAAUUCGGCACUACUCGUCAAGGAGGAGGCCUAUGUGCGCCGGCACCUGCAGCGUCAGCUGCUGCAGGAGUACAAGCAGCUCAUUGACAGUGACGCCUUCCGCGCAGCGUUGGGCGUGUUGUAUUUGGCGCUGCGGGAAGAGCAGAGGCGGCGCGUCUUUGUUACCUUUGUGGGACAGCAGAACGACAUCAUGCUCGCCUUCGUCCAUACGCUCUGCGAUGUGAUGCGUGAGGACUGCAGGAGCGGUGCGCACGUCUUGUGGCGGAGCGCCAUGGAGGAGAUGCAAAGGCGCUUUCGCUACUUCAUGCUGCAGGAGCGAGAAUCGCGGUCCGCGGUGGAGGCCGUAUGCUUUGGGGAGCGCAGCACGCUCUUCGAGUUUAUGCGUGAGCAAUGCGCUCUCUUCGUUACUGAGUUCCGCGUGCGUCUGCGCUACACUGAGGAGGAAGAGAUGCAACGCGACGCCCUCUACGAGACCUUCGCGAAGGAGGAGAUGGGGGUUCUGCAGCGGUACGAGGCGCGUCUUGAGGAGGAGGCGUGGCGCGAGGAGGAUGCGGCGUGGGCAGCGGAGUUGGAGCAGCAGCAACAGCAGACCUCCAGCGGGAACGCCUUCCUCCAGUGGCAGGGGCGCCACCUCGCAGCAAAUGAAAACGUGGCACCAGUAUUUCGGCAGCCCCCACCACCACCACCACCAGAAGCAGAACCAGUGAUGCCUGCCGUUUCUUCCUCACCAGCCAGCGCGCUUGCACCACUGCUGCAGAUGGGCCGAGUCCCCAUGACAGAAUCAGACAGUGGUGGCGGGUUUCACACACUUUUGGAGACGUCCGACUCAAUUUUUAGUGCAUUCUCACGGCUGCAGAAACAGAUUAUCUCCACCGUUGCCCCGCCGCCAUCGCAAGACGGUAAGGGCAAUUCGCAAGCAGCAACAACAGAAGCUGUUCCAGCAAGACUUGUGAAGGAGCAGCAAAACGACGCACGUGCAGUGCCGUGCCCAGCUGUCUCUGUUCCUGCCACACACAGCCCGCAUUCCACGUCGGCACCGGCGUCAACCGCGAUGGGGGGAAAUGAGGGGUGGGGCGAAAACUUGGAGGAGGUGACAGCCGCCUCAGUGCCUCAGCUGCGCCGUACGGAGUGUGAAGCAAGCAAGUCAAACAACGCGCUCGAUAAGCUUCCUGCUGCACCCGAUGACGGCAGCAAGCAAAUUCGUCUACGGGCAUCAGCAGCAACGGCAGGGGGUAAGCGCCGCGCCCCACGGCAACGUCGCCUCGGUGAGGUGGUGAGCCUUGAUGCGGUACUGGAGGACCAAAAGGGUACGGCCCCCAUAUUGUCACCCCUACCACAAGAAGAAGAAAAACAGGGAGAACCUCAGAAGCAGAUUGGCAGCACAUUAGUCACGGGCCGUUUGAUCCUGCACGCCCCGGAAACUGAGGAAAUAUGCUCGGCUUCGAAUAGGCCAGAGGCCAUAGCGACAACGGCAGUCAUCAGACGUGCCGCACAGAUCCCUCCAGCGAGGGAUGGUGAUAAUGCUCCUACUUCACUGGUGCAUGGCGGUCUUGCAGUGAGGCAGCAAAUGGUAUCGGAUGAACACGCAGAAGAUGCAACGCCUCACGAUAUCACCCCCGAGAUUAAGCCAGAGGACGAUGUGCUGGCGGUGGUCGUGAUAAAGGAAGAGACGAAGAAUACUGUUGAGUAUGAGAAGGUGGAAGAGUUGCGAAUGUGUUCUGGGAAGGUGUCGGUGUUGCUGCACGACGAGGAUGCGGCUCGUUGCGUCACCUGUGAUGAAGAGCAGCUGACGCGUGCCUUUUUGUUGCGUCGCUUCGUUCUUGGUGUCUAG